This is a messenger RNA of Spinacia oleracea (spinach), 1557 nucleotides long. RefSeq lists its product as uncharacterized. The coding region runs from base 1 to 1557 and encodes 518 amino acids. The record is from RefSeq and is a predicted model, not a curated record. The transcript is spliced from 4 exons. Lineage: Eukaryota; Viridiplantae; Streptophyta; Magnoliopsida; Caryophyllales; Amaranthaceae.
AUGGAAUCGCAUAUGAAGAAGCAGUGUUCGUUUAUGUUGAAACUGAUGACCAUGCUACCAGGAGCACCUACACUAGUGGAGACUGAGGCGACAGACGGAUACAUAGCUUCACCAAUUUGCGAGGCGAUCGCCAGGGUAACAGUCCCGCACGAGCUACGACUCCCUAUUUUGACCACCCUCUAUGGCGGAAUAUCCGACCCCUACAGGCAUGUAAACGUCUACAAGCAGCGAAUGUGGCAGAUCGGCAUCCCGUACAACCUGGUUGAACCUGUCAUGCACAAAUCUUUUGGAGGUACCCUCGACGGAGCAGCUCUGGAAUGGCUCAUGAACAUCACCCCCGGAUCCAUAUCCUGCCUUGCUGAUCUCAUUAACGCCUUCUAUCAACAGUUCUGUAGCAGUCGUCAACCAGAAAAACAGACGAGUGACCUCUAUCGGUUGGCCCAAGGACCAACCGAGUCGAUAGUUAUCGAAGCAUUCAAGAGAGGUCUCAUCCCCAAAUCGGAGUUGUACCGGGAGAUUACCAAAUAUCCCUACGCAACCUUCGAGGAGAUCAGAUCGAGAGCCACUGCCCAGAUGCGGAUAGAGGACGACGAAGUUACACGGUCAACAGCACCACGACCAGCAGGGGGCAGCAGCGACAGGCGGUCGUACACCCCGAGGAACAAUAGUUGGCGACAACAACCAUACAACCGCCAAAACCAGGUACAGAAUGUCAAUCAAUACAAUGAUACUAACAAUGUUUACAGGAAUGAAUGGGCCGAUCACCCUGACAUCUCCGAAUAUGGCUUCAACGUCGACAUCAGAGGCGUCGUCAACGCCCUUCAAAAUGUAGGUGGAACAGUCAUGUGGCCUAAAAAGAGCGAUAUGCCGGAUCCCAUUACAGACAUGAGCAAAUGGUGCGAGUUCCACCGCGACAACGGCCACAAAACAGAAGAGUGCAUCUCCCUUAAAAAGGAGGUUGCAUAUCUUCUAAAGAGAGGACACCUGAAGGAGUUGCUGAGCGACAAAGGGAAGGAGACAUACAACAUGGGAAAACUGUUAGCUAAAAAGAUUAACAGGGGAGAAUCUGGAGCCGUCAAAGAGGGGCAAACCGAGGAUGAGAUCGCACUCGACAAAUCCUUAGCAACUAUGUCAAUCACCUUCGACGACUCAGAUUCAGUGGACGCACAGCAGGAACAUCAUGAUGGAUUGCUCGGAAAACAUACUGUUCUUGGAGGCCCUAGAGGAAAUGGUCUCGAGGAAAAGAACAUUGUCAGGAGAUCGACAGUCUUGGUAGGGUUCAGGGGAGAAUCGAUGCGAACAGUCGGAGAGAUAUCAUUCCCCACACAUGCAGAAGGUGUCAAAAUCAUGACCAAAUUCAACGUAGUCGACUGCCCAUCAGCAUACAACGUCAUCUUAGGGCGACCAUGGAUCCACAAAAUGAAAGCAGUAUCGUCAACAUACCACCGGUCAAUCAAAUUCCCAACCAAAUGGGGUGUCAUGAAGAUCAAAGGACAGCAAAGGGAUGCAAAGAAAUGCUACGAAACCGCACUGAAACCGUCAAAAUUGUCCAUCUAG